Messenger RNA from Spizellomyces punctatus DAOM BR117, 3665 nucleotides. RefSeq lists its product as uncharacterized. Gene Ontology annotation, molecular function: protein binding. Bases 44 to 3556 code for a protein of 1170 amino acids. Lineage: Eukaryota; Fungi; Chytridiomycota; Chytridiomycetes; Spizellomycetales; Spizellomycetaceae. The transcript has 15 exons. The record is from RefSeq and is a predicted model, not a curated record.
AACACAUUGGGGUGCAAGAAGCCCACUGCAAAUGUAGGCAGCCAUGUCGAUCGCAUCUGUCGCCCACAGUCGCGUGUUUGGCAUCAACAUCGAUGUCCUCGACAACAUCUUUUAUGUGGAUGAAAACACUCUUCUUUAUUCCGCUGGCUGCAAUGUUGUUAUCGCCAAUGUCGAGCAAGAUUCGCAGAAAUACAUACCCUUGUCCGGGUAUGGCAUAUGUGCUAUGACCAUAUCCUCUGAUCGGCAUGUAUUUGCCGUUGCCCAGCGGGGUGCGCCCGGAGAUAUGCCAGGAAAAGGCACCAGAGGCGCUGAAGGAGCAACUGCUUUGAUUACAAUGUAUGAAAUCCACAGCUCGAGGAAACGGAGAUCAGUUGUUCCGAUGGAUGGUUGUAUAUCCAAGUUCACCGCAUUGUCGUUCUCCACGGAUGCGAAAUACCUGGCGGCUCAGGGUGGUGCCCCUGACUGGCUAUUGCAUUUCUAUGUCUGGGAAAAAGGGAAACUCUUAGCAACCAUCUGUACGAGCCAAGAUGGGGAAUCCGCCGUGCGGCAGAUUGGAAUCAAUCCAAUGGAUGAAACAGAGCUAUGUGUUGUCGCGGCGAAAGGAGUAAAGCUGUACCGGUAUGCGGAAGGGGGAUUGCGGGAAACCCCCGUGGCAGGUCUUGAACAGUUGAAUUACACGUGCCACGCCUGGCUGCCACCGGCUUCCUCACGGAUUGCACUGGGCACUUCUACCGGACAAAUUGUGAUUAUAAAUAAUGGAGAAGUCGUCCAAACCCUCAAUUUCUCGGACUCGGUAGCAUGUUUGAUGGCACUAUCGCGUGGAUUUGCAUGUGGAGGUGGUGGAGGCGUAUUGCAAGUCUACGAACGCUACACUGAAGAAGCGCUUGCAAAAGACUUGUUCAAAAGUGUCAGAAAAAUCCCACUACCGGAAGAAGCAAGAGUACGAAAUAUGACAGGAAGCUCCUCCGAAGGAAUCUUGUUUGUGGAAAUGGAAACUUGUCAAGUCUUCAAAUUUGUGCUGACUGAACAAAAGAGCUUGAAGGGCGAAGAACCCAAGCUACGUCCGUUAUCCCAGCCCUUCCAUUCAGGAGCUGUGACCGGAUUGGACACUUGCGUCCGGAAGCCUAUCCUAGUGACUUGCAGCGUAGACCGGUCGAUACGCAUCUGGAAUUAUCAAACUAAUACGUGCGAGCUCGUAAAGUAUUUCUCCGAAGAGCCCUUUUCGGUAGCUCUACAUCCCUCCGGCUUGUACAUUUUGGUCGGCUUUAGUGAUAAGCUCCGACUGAUGAACAUACUAAUGGACGAUUUGCGUGUCUUCCGAGAGUUCGGACUGCGGGGAUGCCGGGAGUGUCGGUUCUCCUCCGGUGGUCAUAUGUUUGCCGCCGCACAGGGAAACAUGAUUCAGAUCUUUUCAACAUGGACUUUCGAGAACCUUGCCAAUCUCAAAGGACACAAUGGGCGAGUUCGAUCCCUCGUAUGGACGCAGGAUGAUGCCUAUCUUGUCUCAGCGGGAGCAGAUGGAGCUGUUUAUGCGUGGAGUGUGGCGGAAAUGAAGCGAGAAAAUGAACAUAUCCUGAAAAGUACGGCGUAUUCGUGCGCCGUAGUCGCCAAGGAUGGGAAGACAAUGUGGGCUGUUGGGUCUGAUAUGAUGCUGAAGGAAAUUACAGAAUCCACCGUAACAAUCGAGUUUGAAUCAGAUCAGGCAUUGACCCAGCUGGUGCUCUCUAACUCAGGGCGCAUGCUUUUUGCAGGAACUGCAUCUGGGACUAUUCGCGCAAUCAAAUAUCCCCUCUCUGGUCACGCCGACGACUUUCAGGAACAUAUCGCCCACAGCGGUGCAAUCACCAAGUUGCGCGUAUCAUAUGAUGAUCAAUACCUCUUCUCUGCGUCCGAGGACGGUACCAUAUACGUCUUUAAAAUUUCGGACAAGGAGGAAAGAGGAUUGAGAAGGGAGAGAGUGAUGGUGUUUGCAGACGAGAUUCUCAUCACGAAAUCUGAUCUUGAAGAGAAAACCAUUCAAACCUCUGAGCUGCGUCGAUCGCUGGAAGAGUUGCAGAUAGAACACGAGUACCAGCUCCGCUUGCGGGACAUGGCGUUUAACGAAAAAAUGAAGGAUCUCAGUGAAAAGUUCUCAGGGGAAAUGGAGGCUUUGAAGAUCUCGACCAGCGCAUUGCGCACGGGGAAGGAGAAGGAGGAGGUCAAACAUGAAGAAGCCAUGGCGAAAUUGCUUCAAAAGCAUGCGACGGAACUGCAUGAGGUUGAAGCUCACUAUAAUCAGGAACUUAUGGAGGAAUAUGAAAAAUUCCAAGCUGCUCAACAAGAUGCGCAUGGCAUGCAAGAAUCAUGGCAGCAACAGAUGCGUAGAUGCGAAACCGAAACUCAACAAGCACUAACCAGUGCCCAGGCGGAUUGGGAAGGAAAGUUGAAUCAAAAAGCAGCUGAGAUUGAAAAGCUUCAAUCAGAUCUUCGCAAUCAACUAGCUGAACAGGCAGAGGAACACAAUCAAAUUACACAAGACAUUGACACAGAGAUUACACGUCUGCAUGCAAAAUACGACCGUAAAUUGCGAGCUGAAAGGGAGGAAGGUGCCCGUCUCAAGGGCGAGAAUGGAAUCAUGCGCAAAAAAUUCAAUACUUUGACGAAGGACAUUGAAGACAACCGUGCAGAGAUUGUGCGUAUGAAGGAGGAUGAGCGAACUUUGAAAGGAAUCAUUGACGGGCUAGAGAAAGAGAUUACCGCCCUCAAGAAAGAGAUGUCGGAACGCGACAUCUUGAUUCAAGAAAAAGAACGACGAGUUUAUGACUUGAAAAAGAAGAACCAAGAACUCGAAAAGUUUAAAUUCGUCCUCGAUUUCCGAAUAAAGGAACUUAAAGAACAAAUUGAACCUCGCGAGACCCAUAUCAAAGAUAUGACGACACAUAUUUCCUCCAUCAACACUGCCCUGGAAGUGCUCACAGCGCAAAAAGAAAAAUUCACUACAACCAUAUCCGAACUGACUUCGCGACUAAACCAAACAAAAAACACAUACCGCAACCAACAUUCUAAAGCACACCAAUUAACACAUUAUGUAAAAUCAUUCUUGACGGACUUGGAAGACGCGGUUCACUACAUACAAGAACCAGAGAUAUUGAGGGCCGCGGUUGAAAAACUGGAAGACAAAUACUUGGGUGAUGCUCCAAGAGGCGAUUUGGUCGACUCUGGAAUAGAGCCGGAGGUGGAUCGGGAAUACAUUGCACAGAAUCAAGUGCUCCGAGAACGUAUCAAAGAGUUGCAGGGGGUCGUCGAAGGGAAUUUGAAAAAGUUCAGAAUAGAUGAAACAGGUAGUGUGAUGGUGAACAGAGGAUUGAUUGGGGACAUCAAUCGUCUUCGUCGAAUGACAAAGCAAAGCGCAAAACAAAUCAAAAACCUGCAAGUGCUGGCGAUAACGGAAGUUCCCGUCGUGCCAGGCCGAUCGUUGUCUACUUCUGGAGCAUCUGGAGUAGUCGCUGCCCUUGACUCUGGUGGAACCAAACUUCCCACGCUGGUUGAGGGAAGAGCUGGGGUCGGGGUGUCAUGAGAAGGAAUGAAGCUUAACACUUUUCUGUAUAGUUAUUGCCACCUUUUUUUGUAUUAUGCAUCUUUUCAUAUGACAGAAUACAUCGGGUAUUACCGAAAUUGACAAUCAA